This is a messenger RNA of Saprolegnia diclina VS20, 288 nucleotides long. RefSeq lists its product as hypothetical. The record is from RefSeq and is a predicted model, not a curated record. NCBI's taxonomy places the organism in Eukaryota, Oomycota, Saprolegniomycetes, Saprolegniales, Saprolegniaceae. The transcript has 2 exons. The coding region runs from base 1 to 288 and encodes 95 amino acids.
AUGGAGCGUGUCGAUGCCAAGAUGGACGGAGUGAGCCAGCGCCUGACUGCAGUCGAAAAGUCGCUCAGCGCGGUCGGUGGCGGUGAUCUGAAGGCCUUCCAGGAACAAAUGCUCAUGGCGCUGCGCCAGUUGCGGGAGGCGAUGGUCAAGGACACUGCGACGUCGGCCCCAUCCUCGAGCUCGAUCUCGAACGAGGCUGCUCUCCGCGAAGAGAAUGAAGCACUCAAGAAGCAGGUCGAGAAACUCAACUACCGCAUCUCCCACUUGCUUCGCCAUGUUGCCAACUAA